AUGGAUGUAGCGCAGGCCGUCCAGGCGCUCCAGCGCGUCCUGCCAGCGACUCACUUUGCAGAGCGUGGCUCGAAAGAGUACGACGAGUUCAAGCAAGUCUAUCAAUCUGGUCUUUGUUCUGACAUCGAUCCAUCUUGGAUGAAGGGAAUCAGUGUCGGGGAUGGGGUAGUACAAGUUGCUGCUGGUGAGAGCUGGGGGCCAGUCUAUGAUAAACUUGGGGAAAUCGGCCUCAGCUUCUCUGGAGGACGAUCGUCCCGGUCAGGCAUUGGAGGUCUCGCCCUAGCAGGUGGCCUAUCAUUUGUUUCGUCGCGUGAAGGCUUCAUCUCAGACAGUGUUCUAAACUAUGAAGUUGUUCUCGCAUCUGGAGCUAUAGUCAACGCGAAUGCGCACGAGAAUUCGGACCUCUGGGUUGCCCUGCGUGGUGGCGGCAAUAACCUAGGUAUCGUGACGCGGUUCGACUUUCGGACCUUUAAACAAGGCCCGGUGUAUGGUGGCAGUAUCUAUUAUUUUGGCGACAGUUUCCCAAAACAGCUGGAAGCGCUUGUGCAUGAACUGCAAAAGCCAGAUGCAUCCAAGGAUACCCAUUUGAUGCUGAGUAUUGGUUACUCAGGCAUGUUUGGCCCACAGCUAGUGUGUCUAAAUCAGGUCUACUGCACCCAGGGAAUUGACAAGUCCCCUGUGUUGAAACCGUUCAUGGAUAUCCAGCCACAAAUAGACCAAAUGAAUUCUCUACGCAUGCAUACCCUGGCAGAAGCGGCCAGAGAGCAGUCUGGCGAUAGACCAUCUCCAAAAAGGUCUGUCUACAUGAACACUACCGUCAAAGCGGACAUCGCAACCUUACAAGCAGCAACGCAUAUCUUCUCGGCAGCCAUUGAACCGCUCAAGUCAUGCAAGGACAUUCUACUCUCCCUCACACUGCAGCCAUACCCUUUGAGCCUACUCCAGCGAUCCACCACCGAAGGCGGUAAUGUGCUCGGCCUUGAACCGGAACUCGGUUCGCUUGUGAGCAUUCUGUUCCUUACUUAUUGGGAGAAUAGAGAGGAUGAUGAGAAGAUCAUGAAUACAUUGAGAGAUGCGCUGAACGAAAUCGACGGUGACGCUGCGCAGAAGGGGACAUUGGUCCCUUUCAAAUACCUCAAUUAUGCGGCGCCUUUCCAGGACCCGAUCGGUUCAUAUGGUGCCGCAAACGUUGAGAAGUUACGCAGUGCAAGUCGUAAGUUCGACCCAGACGGGCUGUUCCAGGAAGGUGUUCCUGGCGGGUGGAAGCUAUUCUCCUAAGUUGUCUUAGGUGUUAGGAUUUCAUACUGUAUUGAA
Messenger RNA from Xylaria bambusicola, 1314 nucleotides. RefSeq lists its product as uncharacterized. Bases 1 to 1278 code for a protein of 425 amino acids. The transcript is spliced from 6 exons. Lineage: Eukaryota; Fungi; Ascomycota; Sordariomycetes; Xylariales; Xylariaceae. The record is from RefSeq and is a predicted model, not a curated record. Gene Ontology annotation, molecular function: FAD binding.